AUGUCUGGGAUUGAAAUCAUCGGGGUGGUCGCCAGCAUCGUGCAGAUAGCCGACUUGGGGGGCCGUCUGUCCGUCAAGCUGUGUACCUUCUGUCAUAAAUUCAAGAAUGCCAAUAAAGCACUACGAUAUCUGUCCAAAGAUGUUGCACUCACCUGCAAUGUACUGCGUCAACUGGGCGAAAGCUUGGGACAGGAUGACCUGGCUAGCUUAUAUUCCCCUGAUGCUUUUGAAACAGCCCAGGAUGUCUUGAAAGAAUGCGAGCAGGUCUUUCAGGAUCUUGAGAGUGCGAUCGAGCAGCACUAUCCAGAUCCAAACUCCCAAUCUCGCAUUGAUAAAAUGGCUCGCAAGUUGAAGUUUCUGAUAAACGAGUCCCAACUUGAGACUGUGGCUGGGAAUUUGGAGCGGUUGAAGUCAACCAUGCUUCUGAUGCUGAAUGUGGUGAUAUAUGCUGGGCAAAUAAGAAGUCGACGAGAGACACAUGAGCUCCAGGAGCAGCGCAAUCUUCUCCUCAUUCUGACUAGUGAAAAGAUCGAGAGCGAGAGAAACUAUGAGAGGCUCACUAGAACCCUCCAAUUCACUAGCCUCACCGAGACAACUAGCAAUAUGGAGAAUCCGAUUGGCGUAGACCAACCAGAUGAGACCAAAGACGAGCUCUACCAUUAUUGUCAAAUGGUCAAGUCCGUUCUAGAUGGUAUCAACGCCGUGCAAAGUCUUCUGGACCGCGAUCGGUAUCGCAGGGUCAAAAAUGGAUUCGUUUCAUUGCACAGAUCAGAGGCAUUGAUGUUCCGACACUCUCACGGUCAGAGCGCUCUUGAUAUCUUCCGUACCCAGAUACCUGACAGCUUCCGAAUCGAAGCAUCCAGCACUCCGGCCCAGGCGACAACGCAGAUGAAUCAGAAUCAGCAACCCUCCAUCCCCCUGAGCCCGAUACUUAAUCAGGCAAAUGCGAUCAGUCCAUCCUCAAUGCCGCCCGAAAUAGCCGAGUUAAGCCUUGAGCAGAUACGGGAACGAGUUAUGCAGGUGGCUAGGGAAUUUCAAAGUUCUCGACAGGCCCAACAAGCGUCGGGUCAGCAUGACUUAUCGCAUCAGCAGAGUCAAAUCCAAACUUUGCGAAUUCUACAAGCGCGAGCGAUGCAUUUGCAACGAGAGCAAAUGCAGAGUCUAAUGCAGAGCCGGCCGGCGUCGCAGGCACCACCCAUGCCAAAUAUGCAGAUGAGUGGAAUGCCGAUGCAACAACAGCCGAUGCAGAAUAAGUCAGCACCAGCUAUGGCACAUAUCGCACAGAUGCAAGCCCAGAUACAACAACGGCAGAUGCAAGCCCAGGCGACGCAGAAUAAAUCAGCGCCACCCCUGCCACAGAUACCACAAAUGCAAUCGCAAAUGCAACAACAGCAAAUGCAGAGUCAAAUGCAAAGUCGGCUGGGGAUGCAGGCAUCAGCCACGCAGCAGAUGCAGCAGACUUCGGCUAAUCUCAACAACAUCAAUCAGCUAUCCAAUCAGCCACGUGGAUUAUACAGGCGAGUGCCACCGGAUUCGUUCAAUACCGGUCAACCAGACCCUCCGCCACAAUAUACACCUCCAAUGCGGUCUCAGUCUCAAGUACCCGCGUAUAAUAUGGCUCCGCAAGCACAGGCAUCUCCGCCAAAGCCGCCAUUCCCACUGGCCCAAUCCACUGAAAGUAAUAUUAGACAGUCUUCCACUGGCCUCGGCGUUCCUGUUGCGCGUACUAGCGAUUUCUACGUAAGCUACGGGUCGGAUGAACCGGAUCAUUUGGAAAACUUUGACUUCGACUCAUUCUUGAAUAAAGAGAAUGACCACACAGAGCAAUCAAAGUCGGACCAAGUCAGCAGUGAACCAGCUCCAUCACGGCAUGAGAAGAAGGAUGUUCAACCUGAUCAAUCCACCCCUCUUGAAAUCCCGAAGAAGAAUAACAGGAAGCGGAAAGUGAAUGCCACUUUUUCUGCGGAUGAUAACGUGAAGCCUCAAACGAACCCUGAUACUACGCGGGAAGAGGGAAAAUCGAAGAGGAUACAGUUGGAUCCAAGCAGUUCUGGGGAUGAAUCAUCCUCUACAGUCUUAUUGCCGCCUACCGUGAGUGCUGGGACCGAGGCACAGAAUCAACCAUCAGCAGCCAUGAACGAUCAGUCUUCAGCCUCGAAUGAUGCGUCGAUUGAAACUCUGGAUGCAUGGAUUCUGCGGUGGACAAAAUUGGAACAGACAGAGCUGAAGUGA
Messenger RNA from Penicillium subrubescens, 2232 nucleotides. RefSeq lists its product as uncharacterized. Gene Ontology annotation, biological process: regulation of DNA-templated transcription. The record is from RefSeq and is a predicted model, not a curated record. NCBI's taxonomy places the organism in Eukaryota, Fungi, Ascomycota, Eurotiomycetes, Eurotiales, Aspergillaceae. Bases 1 to 2232 code for a protein of 743 amino acids. The transcript has 4 exons.